AUGGCCGCCUCCAUGGGUGACCUGUUCUGCUUUUGUGCGGAUCCCGCGGGCCCGGCCCGGGCCAGGGUGGAAGUGAGAUUCAUCAGCAGCCUCAAGGGAAAAGGCUUAUUUGCCACCAGGAAUAUCCAUAAAGGGGAAACGAUCUUCGUGGAGAAGCCUGUGGUGUCAUCCCAGUUCCUCUGGAACGCGCUGUACAGAUAUAAAGCCUGCGACCACUGCCUGCGGGCCUUGGAGACGGCAGAGGAGAACGCGCAGAGGCUUCUGGGGAAAAGCUGUCGGCUCCUGCCUCACCCAGAGCAGUGCAGCAUCCGGAAGGAUUUGCAUCAGCACUGCCCCCAUUGCCAGGUUGCGUAUUGCAGUGCUGAAUGCAGGCAAUCUGCCUUUGAGCAAUACCACCAGGUGCUGUGCCUGGGCCCCUCCCAAGAGGACCCCAAACAUCCCCUCAACAAACUGCAGGACGCCUGGAGAAACAUCCAUUACCCACCGGAGACUUCCAGCAUCAUGCUGCUGGCGAGGAUGGUAGCCACCGUCAAACAGGCGAAGGACAAGGACUGGUGGAUAAAGCUUUUCUCUCAGUUCUGCAGCAAAACGGCCAAUGAAGAAGAGGAGAUCGUCCACAAGCUGCUGGGGGACAAAUUUAAGGGCCAGCUAGAGCUCCUCCGGCGGCUCUUCACGGAAGCCCUUUACGAAGAACAUCUCAGCAGGUGGUUUACUCCAGAAGGGUUCCGAUCGCUGUUUGCCCUGGUUGGGACCAAUGGCCAAGGCAUAGGAACAAGUUCCCUGAGCCAGUGGGUCCAUGCCUGCGAUGCGUUAGAGCUUCCCCCGCAUGAGCGAGAGCAGCUAGACGCCUUCAUAGACCAACUCUAUAAGGAUAUCGAGAAAGAGACCGGAGAGUUCUUGAACUGCGAGGGAUCUGGCCUGUACGUGCUCCAGAGCUGCUGUAACCACAGCUGCAUCCCCAACGCUGAGACGUCCUUCCCGGAUAACAACUUCCUCUUGCACCUCAUCGCCCUGGAGGAGAUCAAGCCGGGCGAGGAAAUCUGCAUUAGCUAUUUAGACUGCUGCCAGCGGGAGCGGAGCAGACACAGCCGCCACAAGAUACUCAGGGAACACUACCUGUUCACCUGCUCCUGCCCCAAGUGCCUGGCUCAAGCCGACGACGCCAACCUGACUUCGGAGGAGGAGGAGGAGCUGGAGGGCGAAGGAGAGACGGACGACGCGGAGCUGGAGGAUGAGAUGACGGAUGUUUGA
Messenger RNA from Emys orbicularis (European pond turtle), 1251 nucleotides. RefSeq names its product SMYD family member 5 (gene SMYD5). Lineage: Eukaryota; Metazoa; Chordata; Testudines; Emydidae. Gene Ontology annotation, molecular function: histone H4K20 methyltransferase activity; protein binding. The record is from RefSeq and is a predicted model, not a curated record. The coding region runs from base 1 to 1251 and encodes 416 amino acids. Gene Ontology annotation, biological process: negative regulation of gene expression, epigenetic. The transcript is spliced from 13 exons.